This is a messenger RNA of Taeniopygia guttata (zebra finch), 5039 nucleotides long. NCBI's taxonomy places the organism in Eukaryota, Metazoa, Chordata, Aves, Passeriformes, Estrildidae. The record is from RefSeq and is a predicted model, not a curated record.
GCGCUUUUUUUUUUUUGAUGUUUAUUUUUACCCUUUUCAGCCCUUUCUGGUUUUUGUUUAUUUUUAACCUUUUUUCCAUUCCCUUCCCUUUUUAAAUAUUAAUGUUUAUUUUUGACUCUCCUCCUUUGCCAUAUCAAUUUUAAGCUUGAUUGUCCCUUUUCUUCCCAUUCCUUCCCCAUUUUAAAUUUUAAUGUCGAUUUUUACCCCUUUUUGCCUCUCCUUCUUGCCCUCUUCCAUUUUUCCACCCCAUUUUUUCAUUUCACCGCUCCUUUCCCCUCCAAUUUAACUCCUUUUCAAUUCUCCCCUUUAUUUCCUUCAUUCUUUUCCCUGAACGCUUCCCUUUCCUUUUUUUUUUUUCCCCUAAAAUAUUAAUUUCAAUAUUUUUUUCCCUCCUUAAUUCCCCUCCCCCUUUCGCGGGUUGGGUUUUAUCGCUUUUUUGUGUGUUUUUGAGGCUUUUCCCCCCUCUUUUUCCCCCUCUUUCCUCCCCUAAGGUGCGUGUGGGGCAACUUUAAAAAAAAACCCUCAUUCGGCCAUUUUGCGCUUUUUUUUUCCCCUCAAGAAGGGGGGGGGGCACCACCCCCCCCAUUUUCCCUCAUUUUUAACCCCUCCCUCCUCCAUAUUUUUUACGCCUUUUCCCCCCCCUUUCCCGGGGUGUGUUUUUUAUUAUUAUAUAUUUUUCUCUUAUUCUUUUUUUUUUUUGUUUUGUGUGUGUGUGUGUGUUGAAAGGGGGGGGGUUUAUUUUAAAAUUACACCCGGGGCGGCCAUUUUCGCUGCCGGCGCCGUCCCGCCGCCCGCCGCCUCCCGCGCCCUGAGGCGAUUUUAACCGAUCCGGGCGUUUUUCAACCCAUCGCCGCCGCCCCCCCCGCGCCCCCCGCGCGGCCCCGCCGGGCCCGGCCCGGGGGGGGUCGCCCCGUCCCGCCCCCUCCCCACUUUCCCCUCACACCGAACCCCCCCCGGCCUCGGCGGCGGGGGCGGUUUGGGGCGGUGGGAGCGGCGCACGCCGAGGGUCCCCCCGGCCCCCCGCCCCUCACCCGGCCAUGGCGUCCCCGCUGAGGGAGGACGAGGAGGAGGAGGAGGAGAUGGCGGUGUCCGAGGGGGACGAGGAGGACGACGACGAGGAGGACGACGAGGAAGAGGAGGAGGAAGACGCCGCCGCCGCCGCCGCCGCCGCUGCUGCCGCGCUCUUGGCCGGGCACCGAGGGCCCCCCGACAUCUUCGCCGGGCCGGCCCCGGCCCCGCUCCCGCCGCCGCCGCCGCCGCCCCCCGCGCCCGCCGCGCCCGGACCGCCGGAGGCGCCCGCAGAUGGUGACGAGGAGCUGCUGCGGGGCCUCGAGGGGGCCCUGGGGGUGAAGAAGAAGAAAAGGGGCCCCCGGAAACAGAAGGAAAACAAACCCGGAAAACCCCGGAAACGGAAAAAACUGGUGAGCGAGGAUGAGCUGGAGUCGGAGCGGGACGAGUACCCCCGCGAGGAGUACCGGGAGAAGUCGGAGAGCGGCGGCAGCGACUCGGGCGGGGCGGCGCGGAAGCGGCGGCGGAAGCACCGCGAGAAGAAGGAGAAGAAAACCAAGAGGCGGAAAAAGGCCGACGAUGAGGGGGGGCAGAAGGUCAAGGCGGUGGAGCAGAAGUCCUCGGCGCAGCUGCUGGGGGCCUGGGGGCUGGAGGACGUGGACCACGUCUUCACCGAGGAGGAUUAUCACACCCUCACCAACUACAAGGCCUUCAGCCAGUUCAUGAGGCCGCUGAUCGCCAAGAAGAACCCCAAGAUCCCCAUGUCCAAGAUGAUGACCAUCCUGGGGGCCAAGUGGAGGGAGUUCAGCGCCAACAACCCCUUCAAGGGCUCGGCCGCCGCCGUGGCCGCGGCCGCCGCCGCCGCCGCUGCCGCCGUGGCCGAGCAGGUGUCGGCCGCCGUGGCCGCCGUGGCCCCCGAGGCGCCGCCCCCGCCCCUGCGCAAGGCCAAGACCAAGGAGGGCAAAGGCCCCGGGCACAAGAAGCGCAGCAAGAGCCCGCGGGUGCCCGAGCUGAAGAGGAAGAUGAAGGGCAGGAAGAUGGCCCCGCUCAAGAUCAAACUGGGAGUACUGGGAGGCAAACGCAAGAAGAGCAGCUCGAGCGAGGACGCGGGCGAGGCCGAGGAGGAGUCGGACGCCGAGAGCCCCGGGGUGCUGGGGGCCACCCCCCGCCCCGACCCCACCACGCGCCUCAAGAAGCUCAAGAGGGGCCGCCCCGGGCGCAAGAAGAAGAAGGGGCCGGGCCCGGAGGAGGAGGGCGAUGGCUACGAGACGGACCACCAGGACUACUGCGAGGUGUGCCAGCAGGGCGGGGAGAUCAUCCUGUGCGACACCUGCCCCCGCGCCUACCACCUGGUGUGCCUGGACCCCGAGCUGGACCGCGCCCCCGAGGGACGCUGGAGCUGCCCCCACUGCGAGAAGGAGGGCGUGCAGUGGGAGGCCAAGGAGGAGGAGGAGGAGGAGGAAGAGGAGGAGGAGGAGGGCGAGAAGGAGGAGGAAGAUGACCACAUGGAGUACUGCCGCGUGUGCAAGGACGGCGGGGAGCUGCUGUGCUGCGACGCCUGCGUGUCCUCCUACCACAUCCACUGCCUCAACCCGCCCCUGCCCGAGGUCCCCAACGGCGAGUGGCUCUGUCCCCGCUGCACGUGCCCGGUGCUGAAGGGGCGCGUGCAGAAGAUCCUGUACUGGCGCUGGGGGGAGCCCCCCGCCCCCGUGGCCCCCCCCGGCGCCCCCCAGGCCCAGGAGGGGCCCCCCCAGGCCCUGCAGGGCCGCUCCGAGCGCGAGUUCUUCGUCAAGUGGGUGGGGCUGUCCUACUGGCACUGCUCCUGGAUCAAGGAGCUGCAGCUGGAGAUCUUCCACCUGGUGAUGUACCGGAACUACCAGCGCAAGAACGACAUGGACGAGCCCCCUCCCCUGGACUACGGCUCCGGGGACGACGACCCCAAGAGCGAGAAGCGGGGCGCAGGGGGGGACCCCCUUUUCGGGGGCAUGGAGGAGCGCUUCUACCGCUACGGCAUCAAACCCGAGUGGAUGACGGUGCACCGCAUCAUCAACCACAGCGUGGACCGGAAGGGGCAGUACCACUACCUGGUGAAGUGGCGGGACCUGCCCUACGACCAGGCCACCUGGGAGGAGGACGAGAUGCCCAUCCCCGACUACGACCUGCACAAGCUGGCCUACUGGAAACACCGGGAGGUGUUCAUGGGGGAGGACCCGGCCCAGCCGCGCCGUUACAAGAAGAAGAAGAAGGAGACGCCGGGGGAGGGACCCCCCGACUCGCCCACCAACGACCCCACGGUGAAGUACGAGACGCAGCCGCGCUUCAUCACGGCCACGGGCGGGACGCUGCACCUGUACCAGCUGGAGGGGCUGAACUGGCUGCGCUUCUCGUGGGCCCAGAGCACCGACACCAUCCUGGCCGACGAGAUGGGGCUGGGCAAGACCAUCCAGACCAUCGUCUUCCUCUACUCGCUCUACAAGGAGGGCCACACCAAGGGCCCGUUCCUCGUCAGCGCGCCGCUCUCCACCAUCAUCAACUGGGAGCGCGAGUUCCAGAUGUGGGCGCCGUCCUUCUACGUGGUGACCUACACCGGGGACAAGGACAGCCGCGCCAUCAUCCGCGAGAACGAGUUCUCCUUCGACGACACCGCCAUCAAGGGCGGCAAGAAGGCCUUCAAGAUGAAGCGCGAGGCGCAGGUGAAGUUCCACGUGCUGCUGACGUCCUACGAGCUCAUCACCAUCGACCAGGCGGCGCUGGGCUCCAUCCGCUGGGCCUGCCUGGUGGUGGACGAGGCCCACCGCCUCAAAAACAACCAGUCCAAGUUUUUCCGGGUGCUGAACGGGUACAAGAUCGAGCACAAGCUGCUGCUCACGGGGACGCCGCUGCAGAACAACCUGGAGGAGCUGUUCCACCUGCUCAACUUCCUCACGCCCGAGCGCUUCAAUAACCUGGAGGGGUUCCUGGAGGAGUUUGCCGACAUCUCCAAGGAGGACCAGAUCAAGAAGCUCCACGACCUGCUGGGCCCCCACAUGCUGCGGCGCCUCAAGGCCGACGUCUUCAAGAACAUGCCGGCCAAGACGGAGCUGAUCGUGCGCGUGGAGCUCAGCCCCAUGCAGAAGAAGUACUACAAGUACAUCCUGACGCGCAACUUCGAGGCGCUCAACUCGCGGGGAGGCGGCAACCAGGUGUCGCUGCUCAACAUCAUGAUGGACCUCAAGAAGUGCUGCAACCACCCCUACCUGUUCCCCGUGGCCGCCAUGGAGUCCCCGAAGCUGCCGAGCGGCGCCUACGAGGGCGGGGCGCUGAUCAAGGCCUCGGGGAAGCUGCUGCUGCUGCAGAAGAUGCUGCGCAAGCUGAAGGAGCAGAACCACCGGGUGCUCAUCUUCUCCCAGAUGACGAAGAUGCUGGACCUGCUGGAGGAUUUCCUGGACUAUGAGGGUUACAAGUACGAGCGCAUCGACGGCGGCAUCACCGGGGCCCUGCGGCAGGAGGCCAUCGACCGCUUCAACGCGCCGGGGGCGCAGCAGUUCUGUUUCCUGCUGUCGACGCGGGCCGGGGGCCUCGGCAUCAACCUGGCGACGGCCGACACCGUGGUCAUCUUCGACUCGGACUGGAACCCCCACAACGACAUCCAGGCCUUCAGCCGCGCCCACCGCAUCGGCCAGGCCAACAAGGUGAUGAUUUACCGCUUCGUGACGCGGGCCUCGGUGGAGGAGCGGAUCACGCAGGUGGCCAAGCGCAAGAUGAUGCUGACGCACCUGGUGGUGCGCCCGGGGCUGGGCUCCAAGGCCGGCUCCAUGUCCAAGCAGGAGCUCGACGACAUCCUCAAGUUCGGCACCGAGGAGCUCUUCAAGGACGAGAACGAGGGGGACAACAAGGAGGAGGACAGCAGCGUCAUCCACUACGACAACGAGGCCAUCGCGCGGCUGCUGGACCGGAACCAGGACGCCACCGACGACGCCGACGUGCAGAACAUGAACGAGUACCUGAGCUCCUUCAAGGUGGCCCAGUACGUCGUCAGGGAGGAGGACAAG